CAGAACGACGGUGCGACAUCCUGCCAGCGAAGAGCUCCUCGCUGCUGAUGUUAGUUUUUCUCGUCAACGCGCAGCUCUUACACACGCAACUUGACCUGACCCGGUAUAAUCCAGAAAGUCAUCCUCGCCUCGGUCGACAAGGUCUUGACCGAUCGCUUCAUCUGUCUCCGACCUGUCGAGAGAGAGAGAGAGAGAGAAAAAAAAAAAGGCUCAUCCGCCUCGGCGCGCUGUCCAAAGCCCGCGCGUCAGAGGAAGUGAAUGGUGCGUUGAGAGAGCGCUCUGUGAGGGCUGUUCACAAGGAGAGAGAGAGGAGAGGAUCGAGGCGCACGCUACGGAGUCCUGACUUGUUUACCCUGCACCGGGGCACUGAGGAGCACCGUUGCGCAGUCUUUUACGCACAACCAAGGAGCGGACCGGAGCGGGCGCCCGUCCGUCCGUCCGUCGCCACCAUGUCAGCGGCAACAGCUUCGAUAGCAGACGUGUCCAGGACUGAUUUCGCAAACACAGAUGACGGCCGUGACCGGAAUAAAUCAGGUCAGGCCCAGUGCACGCCCCAGCCCCUGCCGGCCCUGGGUACCCAGAGGAUCAUCCAGGGCAACGGUACCAAUGUGGGCACAGUCAUUUCCCUGCAGUGCCCGGACAAACACAAACUAAUCGGAGGUCAGCUGAUGUGCAUCAUGGACACCAACAGCACCCACUGGGUUGGGGGGCCCUACUGUAAACCUAUGUCUUCCUUCGAGGACUAUGGGUUCCGCGUGGCUGUGCUGGCAUCCAUUGUCAGCUCAGCCAUCAUCCUCAUCAUGUCUGUGGCCUUCAUCACCUGCUGUUUGCUCGACUGCAUCAAAGAGGACAAGAGGAAACAGGAGGAGAGGGAUGCAGAAGUGUGGCAGUGGGAGGAGCAGGCCCAGCAUCGGGAGGACAGCAGGUCUCGGUACAGCCAUAACUGCAGGAACAACAACAACAACAACACCCAGGAGAAGGUGCUUUCACUGUGGGACACUGGAAACCCGGCUAUGUGUGAGAACAUGCGAGCCUGCAGGUGUCAUCAGCAGUACACCUAUGGUCCUGGCCAAACAUAUGGCCCGACUCCUCCGCUCUCCACUCUCCCCGGCAACGACUACAACCAGCCUCUCUUACCCCGAUACGCAGAGUCAUUGCAGAUCUCGGGUCCGCCGCCUCAGUACUACGGACCUCCUCAGUCCUCCAGUCGACCUACGAGCCCAGGCAUGGUGCAGAUCUCGGCCGCGGGGCCUGGUCUGGUGUGGCAGUAUGGAGGACAGCAGGGCGGCUUGUCAAACGCAGAUGAGUCUAACUCGAGGAACAUAAACCCUGCCAAGGAAUUUUCCAUACGGAUUAUAUCAGUGUGAAACAAGAGCUCGUCUGCUGACCAAAUGUAUGUCACUGUCACCUGUAUCAAUGAGGACUAUGGGAAAUAGUAACUGAACUGAUCUUGUCGAAAUGUGUAUGUCUGCAGUUCUACACAGUGUGAGGGCUCUGUACUGUAUAGACAUGCUGAUCUGACAGACUCAUGUGCCUUUUGUAAACUGUUGUGGCACACCGCCCUCUGUCUGAAAAGAAAAGCUACUGCACUUCCAGGACGCCGGCCUUGUUGGACGACUCCCUGUAAUUGAGCUUUCCAGGAACAAGCUUGACUGUUAUGCUGAGGUUAAAGUUAAUGACCGAGGUUUACUUUGUAGGCAGCUGAGGAAGUUGGUGGACUAGAGCAGCUGGGAAACCGCUGGCCAGUAUGUAAAUACAAUUUUUAAAGAAUGUAAAUAAAUGAAACACUUCUGGUAACGAUGGAAGGAG
Acanthopagrus latus (yellowfin seabream) is the source of this 1809-nucleotide messenger RNA. RefSeq lists its product as uncharacterized. Gene Ontology annotation, cellular component: plasma membrane. The transcript is spliced from 5 exons. Bases 48 to 1367 code for a protein of 439 amino acids. The record is from RefSeq and is a predicted model, not a curated record. Lineage: Eukaryota; Metazoa; Chordata; Actinopteri; Spariformes; Sparidae.